Beauveria bassiana ARSEF 2860 is the source of this 495-nucleotide messenger RNA. RefSeq names its product thioesterase superfamily protein. Gene Ontology annotation, molecular function: fatty acyl-CoA hydrolase activity. Bases 1 to 495 code for a protein of 164 amino acids. The record is from RefSeq and is a predicted model, not a curated record. The transcript is spliced from 8 exons. Lineage: Eukaryota; Fungi; Ascomycota; Sordariomycetes; Hypocreales; Cordycipitaceae.
AUGGCCAAGAAAUUAUCACCUUUGGCCUUUACACAGGCUGUGGUCAAGUCGUUCAUGGCCCAGUCCGGCCUGGAGCCGCAACUACUUGGGCCCAGCCGGUUUCGUGUCACGAGUGCCGCCAAGGGCAAGGUUGACUUUGAACUGGACAUUCACAAGGACCACACUAACCGCUUACGUACCAUACAUGGAGGUACAUUGGCUGCGAUUGUCGACUUGGGCGGCAGCUUGGCCGUCUCGUCCCACGGACGAUGGAAGACGGGCGUGUCGACUGACAUCAACAUUAGCUAUUUGAACCCCGGCGGCAAUCCCGGUGAUCUGCUCAAGGGUGUAGCCGUCUGCGACAAGAUCGGCAAGACGUUGGCGUACACGACGGUUCAAUUCUUCAACAGCAAGGGUCAGCUAGCAGCCCGCGGAAGUCACACAAAAUUCGUGGCUGGCACGGAGAAUGAGCUGGGCGAGUACGUUGUACCCGAGGAGUUCUCCGAGGUUGAUUAA